Molecule: messenger RNA, 1000 nt
Organism: Durotheca rogersii
Lineage: Eukaryota; Fungi; Ascomycota; Sordariomycetes; Xylariales; Xylariaceae
Exons: 2
Coding region: 168-893 (241 amino acids)
Source: RefSeq, a predicted model, not a curated record
GGCCCCCCCGCACGUGCACAUGUGUAUAUAUUUAUCUCGAACCAGCGUACUAGUAUCGUCGAUACCGGCACGAGGGGAGGAGCUCUGGGUCCGUACGGCGUUCGGGGCGCGGGCGUGUAGAUUGCUACAUACAUACAUACAUCCACACAUGCGUCCAUACCAACAAUAUGCGUACGGCAUACACAUGCGUACACGCCGCCGUCCGCCGGCGACGUGUGUCCUCAAGUAAGAGCAGCAGCAGUUCCCGCGGUCCAGGGCGACGUUGCCGUACACGCACAAAGUCCUCGGCCGAUCGAUUGAUCGAACCGGCCGGUCGUCUAGCACUACACGUACACGCGUCCGAGCAGAGGAGAGAAGCCGUCCCACGGGCAAGAAACCACGCGAGAGCGAGCCGAAAUCUUUUUUCUUUUUUCCUUCCCCGGAUCCCCCCUCCCUCCCCCCUGCUCGCCGACGCGAUUCGACAUAACCCGCGUGAUGACACCCGCCAGCCUCUCCUGUUUGUCUCUUGGCCCGUCCUGCUCCCCCCCCUCCCCCUCCGUACGCGCGUCCACGCGCCGAGGACGGUCCCGAAGCCAAAAAAAAAACCCCCAGCCCGCCUACCUAGCAGACGAAGAAGGCGGAGAGGAGAUGCAGGGGGAGGAGGAGAAGAAGAGGAUGGAGAAGAGGAAAAAAGGAGAGAGAGAAAACGAACGCCCCGGACUCCGACCUUGCAUCCUACCCGCCUGCCUCCCUGCCUCCCACGUCAACACCCCCCGAGUGCCCUUGUUUCCGUAUGCCUGUACGCGCUUCUCGCCUUCCCUCCUGCCUCCUUCCCUCUUUUCUUUCCCCUUCUUAUCACUCCCUAUAUUACCGUGCGUCCGCGUACGCGCGCGCACCGUACCCUGGAUAGAUAACAAGCGGAGGGGGCAGACAUGGCCAGCUCGACGCGGCCCGCACCGGGACGCGGCGGUGGCGAGCGGCAGUGUAGUGUAUUGUAUUAGUAAGCUCGUUUGGAGACAAG